Athalia rosae (coleseed sawfly) is the source of this 4989-nucleotide messenger RNA. Its product is annotated as mitoferrin-1. Gene Ontology annotation, molecular function: ferrous iron transmembrane transporter activity. Gene Ontology annotation, cellular component: mitochondrial membrane. The record is from RefSeq and is a predicted model, not a curated record. Lineage: Eukaryota; Metazoa; Arthropoda; Insecta; Hymenoptera; Athaliidae. The coding region runs from base 650 to 1678 and encodes 342 amino acids. The transcript has 5 exons. Gene Ontology annotation, biological process: iron import into the mitochondrion.
GGUCAGAGCCUCUGGGUGUUCAUAGGGGUUUGAUUCAAUGUUAAUUAACCAUUGUGACCUAGUCGGGUUGGCGUCAUUUUUUAACUGGCUCGUAAAUCGAACGAUAUCAAACGGAGGUAUCCGUUCUUUUAACCGGACGGUGGGGAUAGUAGUAGCUGUUGGUGAUUCUCGCUGCUGAAAAGAAAAGGCCUAUAUCCUUUUUUCACUCCUGCCAUCAUCAUCUCAUUUCAACACCGCUAACGUAAGCGACCACAUGGUUACAUGUGCUGGUCGCUGCCGGAUUCGUUUGUAAUUUAUAUAAAUAUUAAUAAUAAAUUCUAAUCGCUACCGAACCAUAAUUCUAAAGUUAAGUCAUAAACGGCAUUUGAAAACUGGAUAUAUUCAACCCAAGAAGACGGGUCUCUUGGCUCUGACUGCGUUUUCGCAUACAUAUUUUAUAUUAUAAUAGUGCGGGGGUGGGGGGAAAUAAGAGAAGAGAGAAGCAGUUUAUAUCAGUGAUUUUCAAGUUCCAAGAAACCAAGCGAACACAAGGACCAUCAAAUCAUUAAAAGAAGUUAUAACCUUACACACAGUUUCGUUAAACUGCUGAUAUUUCUUACAGCAAACAACGGUGACGUAACAUAGAUUUUUUCACAAUCUUUUUGGAAAAAUGAACAUCGAUGAGUACGAAAGUUUGCCAACUGGUUCAGUGGUCGUCCACAUGACUGCAGGUGCUAUUGCCGGCGUUAUGGAACAUUGCUUAAUGUAUCCCUUUGACAGUGUCAAGACGAGAAUGCAAGCUCUGACGCCAGGCCCAGGUGGAGGUGGCGGAGUUGGUGCCGUCCUCAGCAGAAUGGUUAGACAGGAAGGCCUUCUCAGACCGAUACGAGGCGUGGGUGCAGUCAUCAUUGGAGCAGGACCUGCGCAUGCACUUUAUUUUUCUUGUUACGAAUGGCUGAAAGAUCAUAUGAUAACUCCGAGAUCGUAUCCACAAUUUAAUCACCUUGUUUAUGGAGCCGCAGGAUGUGUAUCAACCGUCCUUCAUGAUGGAGUCAUGAAUCCAGCUGAAGUGGUAAAACAGCGAUUGCAAAUGUACAACUCACCCCACAGAAAUGUAUUGGAAUGUUUACGGCACGUUUAUAAAACUGAGGGUAUAACAGCAUUCUAUAGAAGUUACACAACACAGUUAGCAAUGAACGUACCUUUCCAGAGCCUUCAUUUUAUUGUUUAUGAAUUCGCACAGUCUUGGACCAAUCCGGACCACGUUUACAAUCCUAAAGCCCACAUGAUUUCUGGUGCAAUGGCAGGCGCUAUUGCAGCAGCAGCUACCACACCUCUAGAUGUGUGUAAAACACUAUUGAAUACACAACAGGGUGGUGUUCAAGUUGAAGGGAUGCGGGAUGCUUUUAGGACCGUCUAUAAAUUUGGAGGCAUCAAAGGGUAUUUCAGGGGACUCAAUGCUCGCGUAAUUUAUCAAAUGCCAGCAACAGCUAUUUGUUGGACGACGUACGAAUUUUUCAAAUAUGUCUUACAUGGCAGACAAGAUGACAUUCACAGUCUUCACAGCGAAAUGGAUAUCACGGAGAGUCAGUCUCAAUCACAUGGGGCUACGACAAGACCUAGUAGCUUUCAAGGAGCCAGUGUAUAUUUUAAUAACAAUUCUCCUGGUCCGGUAUUGUUAGAUGUAACCCGAAGCUAGGCUCCCCUCCACAAGACGACCUUAUGAAAUUAUUAAAAAAAAAGGAAAAACUUUGUCAACGAGAAAUUUUCAUAACUGCUGACUUUGUAUAUUUCGAGAGUUUAUUAUUAUCGAUUUUAGAACGAUAUUUUGUUAUCCCGACUGUUAAUACGAUAUUAUGUAUGUAUAAUGCGCGUGUGUAAACUAAAAGAAUUGAUUGAAGGAAAAAAAAGGAAAUUAAAUACAGAGUCAAAUGCAGGCCAUAGGCUCUCGACGUUACAAAUGGAAUUUGUUUUCCACUUAGUAUCGACAUGAUUGGAGAGUACUAGUUUUUAUCGCAUUACCAAUCAGCUAAAAAUGCAGAAAAGAAAUGACAAAACAAAAAAUAACAAAAAUUUGGACUCGUUAAAUGCUAACCUAAUCGAAGUGAGAAAUAUUUUUCAUCAAUUAGAAUUGUUUCUAGGUAUUCAGGUACUACUCACGGCUUUCGGUCACCGAGACUAGUAAACAAUUUAUAAUAAGGCUACGAUUUGCAUCAAAUAUUAAUCUGCAAAAUUAAAUUACUACGACAAACACGAUUGGCAAACUUUGUAGAGAAAAAGAUUGAUGUUUAUAGCAGUCGAAAGGUGUACUCAGGAAAAAUCUAUUUCAGUUCACAGUGCAUUUACAGCAGCUGCACAUAAAUCAAUGAUGAUUGUAGAGCGGUUGAGAAAAGAAAAGAAAUUUCUCCGUUUCACUUUUCCUCUAUUCGCUUCUUUUUCACUUAUAAAUCAAUACAAAGUAUAUUUGCAUAAAAUGUGUGAGUUCCUUUUUUCUAUUUAUAUAUUAACGCUAUUAUUAUUACUAUUAUGAUUAUGAUUAUUAUUCUAAUUUUAUCAUCACUCUAAAACCGUCCUUGUGAAAUUGAUUCAAAAUGAUUUUUUUCGCUCUACCUUCGGUUAAAUGUCUUCAAUUGAAAAAACUCUCAAUAGUAAUUGUGUUCUUUCGGUAAUAAAUCGGUAAUUGGACACACCUAAAAUGAAUAAAUUUAACAAAAGAAAAAAAAGGAAAAGAUGCAAAAAUGACUCGGAUGAUACGUGUAACGUUUAUUUAACUUUUGUAAAUAUUUAAAAAAGACAAAACGAAAAAAAUUAAUAACUAUCUGUUGUACAGUAUUAUGAUGUAAAUUUUGUGAAUGAUGUUAGGAAAAAAACCACUAUAUAUAUAAAAAAAAUAAUUAAAUAUUAUGAUUGCCUAUUAAUCAUGGUAAUUUGUUAUACGUAAGUUAUAUGACGCUGGCUCAACAGUAUAAAAAAUCGAAGAAAGAAAAAAUCGAAGAAUUUAUUAAUCAUUUAAAGAUCUUAUAAUUUAUUAUUUAUCGUACUGCAUUUAAAUACUGUACUAGAUUAUUCCUGUUGUACAGUAAUAAUUAUAAAAUUAUACUAAUUCUCUCGUUAGAAAAAAAAGAAAACCGAACGUAGGCGCACUGUUAUAAAAUUACUUAUGUAUAGGAAUGAUGUUUUUUUUUCAAUGACAUAGUCGAUGGCGCGCGAUGCGGUAAUUAUAACAGAUUUAAAUCAAUGCGAUUCAAAUAAUUCUGAUAACAGAACAACCGAAACAUCAAUAAUAAAUGAAAAAUUUACGAAUAGAGACGAAAAAAACUAUAUUCACAUAAAUAUAAAUACAGUUGUUAAUGGCUGUUUUCCAAUGUGUAAGAAUUUCAUCAUUUCUCAACGUUAUAAUCAGUAGCAUUGUAAUUAUUGUUACUGAUUUUUUUUUCUAUCAGCAGACCCAAGAUUACAAUUAUUUUGGAUUCUGAAUAUUGCUGUUACCUCGAAUAUGUUACACAUCUCUUCAGUUCCUACAUUGACUUGAGAUAAAAAGAAAAAUGGAAUAUCGCAAUCGCGACUAACAUUUUACUAAUUAUUUUGGAAAUUAGGUAACAUAUUCCGUAUACAGCUCCACUAGUCAACUACUCUAUACCUAUGAUGAUAUCGUAUAAAAGAAUGGCAUUCAUUCACCUGAGAAAUAUAUGAUUAAUAUCUGUUUACAUUCUCUCUCCCGUGUAUAUUAUUUGAAUAGCAAAUGAAGAGAGACAAGAACAAAAAGAAGGAAGGCAGCAAAAAAAAUUCCUCGGUUACCCUUGCAUUUGGAAUACAGCCUUGAGAGAAACUGUAAAAUAAGUUAAGAUUAUUAAACUCAAUUAUGGUGGGACUAGGGAGCAUGCGAUGAAAGUUUAACGAUUAUCUAAAAAUAGACAUAACGAUUAGCGUUAACACUACAGUUCUUUUUCGUUUUACUACCCACAUUUAUACCAAUAGAAUCUGACAUGACUGAACAUCGUCAGGUAUAAUUUAUCUAUUCUUGAUACCAUUUAAUUUAGCAAUUUAUUUUUGACCUUACACCUUAAUGAGAUUUCUGAAAACCUAUCUCAAUUGAUGUCAAAAAAAAUGUUCAAUCAAAAAAUUCUGUUCAAUUUACAUUACAGAAUCUUUAAUAUUUGGAUGUUACUGGUAACAAGAAUUCAAACUUUUAGAUAUGAUGGCAGUUAUCUUUAUCAUGCGAUAGGUGAUUAUUUUAUCAUUGAAUCGAAUCUCUAUUUAUAUUUAGUCUCUUGACAUCUUUCAAUAGCUGUAUGAGUAAUAUUAUUACUGAUUUCAUGGGAGAAAUUGUUUUUCAGAAAUCUUAUUCAGUGGUUUACUUUUUUUUUUUUUAAUUUCAUUUAUCUUCACAAGCAUUUUACACAAUAUUGCUUCCUGUAUGGCUGUGAUUACUGAGUCAAAGACAAAUGAUGUUGACUUUAAGAGGGAGUAAUAUCAUGUGCAAACUCACACAAUUCACGCCAUAAAAUUAUUUUGCUGUUAAAGUUUGACAUUCAUAAUUGUUUAUAUUGUAUAUAUAUUUUAAACUCACGAUGAAAAAUAUUCUAUAUUAUUCAUUGAAGAAAAUACCUUGAUAUGUAACUGAUGCAAUUGUAAAUCGUCAAUUUUUCGUGUAAGUAAUCUUCUUAAGUCCCCAUCGCCACCGGCACCGCCACAUUUAUUUAUGGUGGUAAAUAAUUAUUUUUCAAAAAAUUGAGAAUGCACAUAUAUAUUGGCAUGCUCCCACUGGUACUAUUAUAUGUACACAUUGAAGAAAGAAAACCGAAAAAAAGAAUAAAAAUAAAAAAUAAUAAGAGGAAAAGAAUAAAAUUAAUAAUAUGCCAGAAUAAUAAGGAACAUUGAUCCAUUCAUCGAGUAUAAUAAUAAUAAUAUUAAUAAUUAUAAUGAUAAUGAUAAGAUUGAAAAUAGCAAAGCGCUAAGUGUAAUGAUAAUGUAAAUAUUUAAUAUUAUGAUUAAAAAAAAAUUACCCAA